This is a messenger RNA of Saprolegnia parasitica CBS 223.65, 1809 nucleotides long. RefSeq names its product serine/threonine protein kinase. The transcript is spliced from 10 exons. Lineage: Eukaryota; Oomycota; Saprolegniomycetes; Saprolegniales; Saprolegniaceae. The record is from RefSeq and is a predicted model, not a curated record. Gene Ontology annotation, biological process: protein phosphorylation. Gene Ontology annotation, molecular function: protein kinase activity; ATP binding; protein binding. The coding region runs from base 1 to 1809 and encodes 602 amino acids.
AUGGUUGCCAUGGUAUUGACCGCGGCCACGACGUGCCCGUACACGCUGCCAGCAAACGCAACGCUCCUUGCGGCGGACGCCAUGUGCCUCCAGGCGCGGGCCACGGUCUGCGUCGUCACGGCCAGCGCGACGGUCGGCCACGCCUGCAACGUGACCAAGACCUUUCCGGACGCGCAGACGACGUUCACCGACAUGACGCUGCUGGGCGACGUCCGCAGCUACACGGCGCCGACGCUGACGCUCCAGAGCGCCGCGGCCACGACCAUCGACCUCAGCAGCAUGCAGCUCUCGCCGUCCAUUCACACCUUGUCGUUCCAGGGCUACUCGUCGCUGCGCGGUUGGCCGGCGCUGCCGACGACACUCACCACGCUGAAGGUGCAGAAUGCCGGCAUGACAGCGCCGCCAUCGGUCACGGCGGCCAGCAGCCUCGCAGCCUUGGAUCUCAGCAGCAACAAGCUCACGAGCCUCGCAUCCAACGCGCUUCCGACGUCGCUCACGAGCCUGAACCUUGCGUCGAACCAGCUCACUGCCUUUGGCGCGCUCGAUGGCAUUCGCUUGACCUCUCUCAACUUGGAUGAGAACCCGCUCCAGUCGAUCGAAAACCUCCAAAUGACAUCGGAGGCACCGGCCUUUUCGUGCGCCAAGUGCAGUCUCUCGAGCUUCUCGAUGGACCGGACGACGUACGACGGCCUCUCGCAGCUGCCGGCACCAGCUAGCUUUGUGUUUGCAUCGCCGACCCAAUGCGCCGGAUCGAUUGAAGAUCUGUGGGGCAUGAAGGCGUGUGUGUUUGGCGCCAAAGCGCUCAACAGUGAGUUCCCGCUCUUGCACCUUUUCGAGCUCAUGCGAUGCGUAGCCAGCGUCAUCCUUGCCGGCUGCAUUGGUGCGGCCGUCGUUUUCGCAGUCGCAGCUUUCAUCUACUGCCGCCACUACAAGCACAUGCGCGAGGCCAAGAGGACGGCUCGAGAGAACGACACGGCGUACGUGCUGCAGGUUAAGGACCUUCAAACGAUGCGAGACAUCGAUCUGCUCGGAGACUUUCGGCUCCCGCUCGAUCAAGUCGUCGUCCUCGAUCGCCUCAGCACGGGGGACCUCUGGAAAGGACUCUUUGAAGGCCACGUGGUCUCGAUCCGAUACCUCUUUACGUCGUCGUCGACCACGUCCGAGAUGCAAACCGGCAUUCAGCAAGUGUUGGCGGCCACGCGCCUCGACAGCCGCUACGUGCUCGCGCUGCACGGCGUGUCAUGGACGACACCAAAAGACCUCAUGCUUGUGCAAGAGUACAUGGACAUGGGCGACCUCGAAACGUACUUGCGCAACCUCAACACGCAGCAGAUUCUAUGGAAGUGGAAGACCAAGACACUCGAGCAGAUUGUGAGUGCGCUGGCGUACCUCCACAACACGGCCAACUUUGUGCACGGCCACGUGUGCGCGGCCAACGUCCUCCUCGACGGUGUCAAAGGCGCCAAGCUCAUGAUGCUCGAUGCCCAAGCGCCGAGCAGCAGCUUCCGCUACAUGGCCCCCGAGCUCGAUACGCACGACGUGCCGUACGGGCAUUGGCAUGACGACGUGAAUGAUGAGGACGAGGACGACGACGAGGACAAGGCGACGACAACGCAUGAUCAGGCCGAGGAAGACAAGCGGCUCAUGCAGCGCAUCAUGGACGGCGACGUGGCGCCCGUGUUUACGCCGGCGUGUCCGUCGUGGGUGCAGUCGCUCGCGACGCGCUGCUUGUCACCCAACCCGCUGGAUCGACCGAGUGCCGUCACGAUCCAGCACGAGCUCGAGACGACGCGGGCGUCGUACUACUAG